AUGGAUGGGCUCGCUUCGACGCAGCUGGGCGGUACAGCGGAUAUCGUUUCUCAAAUCGUAUCUUACCUCCCUCAAUCAUCGUUAUUUGCCACCCUUCAAGUGUCCAAGUCGUUCUUUCACGCAUCCGUCCCACAUCUAUACCAUACAUUGACCAUCAAACAUGAUUUUAAGAACAUAUUCACAGGGGCCACAAGACCAGACAAUCUCACGUUCGACACCCCCUCGAAUGACGAUCAAACUCAACCUCUCAAUGAGAUCAACAAGAACUCACUUUUGAGGUAUAUAAAAAGAGUGGACGUCUUUGUGCACUCCACGCAUGAAUGUCCUUUUGUACUGCAAUAUAUCCAGCCUCUACCCAACUUGGAAGUGGUGCAUUUAGCAAGAGGACCAAGAGGGAAAGGAUUUGGUUUUCCAUGUGAAGCUGAGACGUGUCAAUUUAUCAACAAAGUUUGUGUUAAUGCUAAAAAAGCUAUCAUACGUCAACUUGAUUUCACUCCCUUAUCGUCAUACAAAAGCCUCAAAACUGUAGUGCUGAAACUUAGAAUUUGCGAGCUACCAAUAUGGUAUGGACAAGGAUUGAUAGAUUAUGGAGAAUAUCACAUGUCUAAAUCAGAAAUCUCUCUACCUCACUCUGUGAAGAAACUGGAUAUGGUUUGGUGGGACGCAGAUCACAAAUACAGACUUGACUCGUAUGAAGCACAAGAGGAAGGUUCUCGUUACUGGCAUGGUGGACGAGAUUCUGGGAUGAGGACAAUGAAGGGUUGUACCUAUUGUGAUCAAUCCGGAUGUAGACAGUAUUCACCUCAUGUCGGUAUUCAGAUUCCUGCAAUGGUCGAAUGCUUUGCUCAAGAUUUCAAACUGGACCAAAUAAGGUUGUGGAACGUUGGUGGAUCCAUUCCACGGCCACAAUGGGGUGAAGAAGAAUUCGCUGUUGAAGAAUUGAAGGAAAUGAUCGUCAAGUCUUUCUCCGUAGGCAGGCAGAAAAAAUCGACGUUGCUGACGAAUUCUGAAUCUGAUUCGGAGGACAUGAUGACCUUCCAUUCAGGUCUAGAAUAUCUCUCUUAUGGCUUAGAAAAUGAUGAGAUUGACCAAGGUGAAUGGCAAUACUGGGAGGACCGAUAUCAGCCGUCAUUCAAGCUGCAGGAAUUGAGAGAACAGGUAUCCAAAUUGAUCACGUUGGAAAAUAUCGGGUAUCCUACAUCCUCAAACUGCAAAGAUGACAUGAAACACUGGUCGAAGGACGAUUGUUGGGCCUACCUUGCUCGACAUCAGGAAAAGCAAAGAAAGGAAGAGGAAACAGAGGCCAGAAUGAGAAUUCGUGACAAAGCUGAGGCAAGGCAAGAAUCGGAAGAAGAACACGAUAUUGAUGAUUAUUCGGACGUUGAAGUGCAGGAGGUCUAG
This is a messenger RNA of Kwoniella shivajii, 1401 nucleotides long. RefSeq lists its product as uncharacterized. Bases 1 to 1401 code for a protein of 466 amino acids. Gene Ontology annotation, molecular function: protein binding. Lineage: Eukaryota; Fungi; Basidiomycota; Tremellomycetes; Tremellales; Cryptococcaceae. The transcript has a single exon. The record is from RefSeq and is a predicted model, not a curated record.